Molecule: messenger RNA, 1109 nt
Organism: Eufriesea mexicana
Lineage: Eukaryota; Metazoa; Arthropoda; Insecta; Hymenoptera; Apidae
Product: 4-nitrophenylphosphatase
Exons: 6
Coding region: 120-1109 (329 amino acids)
Cellular component (GO): cytoplasm
Molecular function (GO): phosphatase activity
Source: RefSeq, a predicted model, not a curated record
AGAAGCAAGAGCGUAGGAAAUAAUAAGCUUCGUGUCAUUGGUUAUCGAGGAUGUUAUCAGGACUUUCUUGAUGGACGGUUCCCGCCAGCAUCUGACAAAUGGUGUAGCAGUUCAGUCUCAUGCUGACUCGCGACACCGAGCUUGUUCCGAACGGUUUCUCUCGUGAAAACAUGUCGUCCGCUAUGAACUUGUCACAGGCGAGCGUAAAACAGGUGCAGGAUUUCUUGAAUUCGUUCGACGUCGUCUUCUCAGAUUGUGAUGGUGUCAUUUGGUAUCUGGGCAAACCUAUUCCCGGGGCAAUUUUGACGGUCAGUAAACUGCAGCAGAUGGGAAAGAGGCUAUAUCUGGUGACGAAUAACAGUACUAUAAGUAUAGAUCGAUACUGUGAGCAACUGAGGCUAAAUGGACUAGUCGUUAAACCGGAGCAAGUAAUAAACAGCGCGAAGGUGAUCAGUUGGUAUCUGAAGAAGAUUCAAUUUUCGGACGAGGCGUUUGUAAUAGCUUCGUCAACGUUUCGACAAGUCUUAAUUGACGAUGGUAUCAAACUGACACCGUCAUCCCCUGCAGUCGUCGAAGGGAAUGUGGCUGUCACGAUGAAAGCUGUCCAAGAUAGAUCAUCUGUCAAAGCAGUGAUUGUCGAUUUCUGCUUAUUUUUUGACUGGGUAAAAUUAGCACACGCAAUUUCUUGUCUGGAAAGGAAAGAUGUUCUGUAUAUCUGUGGGACCAAAGAUGCAUGGAUUGUUUAUGACUUAGACAAGAAAGUCCUAGGUCCUGGACCUCUGAUAAAUAUAAUUACACAGUACAGUGGAAGAACGCCUAUAGAAUGUGCUAAACCUAGUAAUGUCUUGAAAGAUUACAUUUUGGAAACGUGUGAUGUAAACGAUCCAAAAAGAUGUUUAUUUAUCGGUGACACGAUAAAUCAUGAUAUGGAAUUUGGGGCCUUGUGUGGAUUUCAAAAAAUGUUUGUAGAUACGGGUAUCGAUACAAUACAAGAGGCGGAAAAAGAUAAAAAGACGCGACCAGAUUUCUAUAUUCCGAGUUUGGAAUUACUGCACCCCAUUAUUGAUUCGUUGCAUAACAAUUCUACGAAUGAGAACGAUAGUCAUUAA